This is a messenger RNA of Daphnia pulex (common water flea), 7379 nucleotides long. RefSeq names its product membrane-associated guanylate kinase, WW and PDZ domain-containing protein 1-like (gene Magi). The transcript has 17 exons. The record is from RefSeq and is a predicted model, not a curated record. Gene Ontology annotation, molecular function: protein binding. Gene Ontology annotation, biological process: signal transduction. Gene Ontology annotation, cellular component: cytoplasm. Bases 1182 to 5915 code for a protein of 1577 amino acids. NCBI's taxonomy places the organism in Eukaryota, Metazoa, Arthropoda, Branchiopoda, Diplostraca, Daphniidae.
UCACCCGCAGGGGGUAUCGGUCCUCUAGCCGUCUCGCACUUGUUUUCUCUUACUACGUGGUUUUUUUCAUGUUCCCUUUUCUCUUCUCUCUUCCGUUCUUCUUCUUCUUCUUCUUCUUCUUGUUCGUCCUAUCAUUCCCCUUCAGCCAACAACUGAGCGCCGCCAUCCACAAGUCGCCACCACCAGCGCCAUCAUGGCCAACCAGCCCAGCCAGCAGCCAGUUGGUAAAAGGUAGUCGGCCAACACAAGAGUGUAGCGUCAACGUGUUGCUAACUCGUCGGGGGCGAAACAAUUUUUUCGAAAUAUUUAUUUCUUCUCCAACUUGUGUGUGUGUCUUGUCUGAUCGACAUUGCUCAAAUUGUCGACAUUUUUUCUUUCUCUAUUGCCAGCAACAAGUUUAUUCACCCAAAAGUGUGAUCGCGCCAUGUUUCAACAGUGUGCCUCGUGUGUGUGAAUUUUGGUGGCUACAAGUUUAUUUCUUUUUUUGUUUGACAGUGAACAAUUUGGUGUUUUUUUUUUAAAGAAAUUGUUGAGUUGUGAGUGUGUUUGUGAGCCUUAGUGUCUUGGAAAUCUCCCCAAAAAGGAUUUUCUUUUUUAAGUUUGACACAUUUCCGCCUCAGGUGGAUUGACGAAGGAUUUACGCGAGUACCUGACGACUCGCUUUGCUAAAGGCUCUGUGGACCAUGAGCUGCAGACGACCAUUCGAGACAACUUGUACCUGCGGACAGUGCCCGUGACGACUCGGCCGAGGCGGCCAGGAGAGACGGACGGACUUGACUACACUUUUCUCAGUUUGGAGCAAUUCCGGCUGCUGGAAAAGAACGGAUCGCUGCUCGAAAGGGGCAUUUAUGACGACCCUCUAUAGAUGGAAUUAAGUCUUACGCAUGCGGCUCUUCUUAUCUCUCCCUACAAAAACCCCUUCCGCUCUAGCACGUUUGAAUGGCUUCUCUUCCGGAUGGGAUUUCAUUGAUUUAACCUCCUCCUCGUUCACCCUCCGUCCCACCUACUGAGCAAAUAUUUCUCCUCUUUCGGAAUUCUUUCUUUUUUAAACUAUCAACCGCCUAUGACUUUACUACGGCGACAUUUGAUCCGGCCGCCGCAUGCUGAUGAGUUGCAACCCAACCAGAAUAGACAAAACAACAACGAGAUAAAAUAAUAAAUACAAGACAAGAAAGAAGAGAAUGAAAUACACGCCCAAAUCGUGGUCGGCUUCUUUGCCGAGAUCGACCGCCCGCCGUGCACUGGGCCGGAUUGUCGCUACUCCGCCGGUUCUCUUACGGCGCGCCAGGAGGAGAUCCUUUUCCGACCUCUACACGACGACGCCUUUCGAUUCCGAUAACUUUGCCACCGACUCGGCCAGCCUCUUGCAGUUACUAACCACCGACGAUGACCCCAAACUAACCUUCUCUUCUUCUACUUCUUCUUCUUCUUCUACUUCGACUAAUGACGUCACAACUGCCAAUCGCACUCUAUCCGCACUCAAUCCCGUUUUCUUAAACUCACGAUGGUCGACAGGGAAUUAUUACGGGACGCCGAAACCUCCGUUGGAUUCCCCGUUGGUCUUGCCAUCGACACCUUUAGCGCAGUCAUCGACGACGGCGUUGCUCCAGCACAACAACAACAACAACUUGCCGUCGAGUGGUGGUGGUGGUACCACUUCAUCAUCGUUGCUCCUGUUGGCCGGAGCACAUCCCAGCUCGGAGGGUAAACGUCGACGAAACCGCUCGAAUGUGGAAGCGAUGGCCGCCGCACAGAACGACGGCGAUCCAGACCCCAGCAAUUGCAGCGGUGGAGGAGGCCUUGACCACCAACCUGUCCACUCUUCGAUGCAGCAUCUGAAUCCAUCGCAAAGAAUGGGCGGCGGUGCUAACGGAGGAGGAGGAGCUCCCAACUGCAACAACAGCAUAGGAGGCAGCAAUAAUAACAUGUCGAUUCCCAGUUACAGAGAAGAUGGAGGUGGCGCCAUGGGCGGAUUAUCCGAAGCCGAAUUGGGACCCCUUCCGCAAAAUUGGGAGAAGGCCUACACGGAACGAGGCGAAGUCUAUUUCAUCGACCAUAAUACUGGAACGUCUCAGUGGCUGGACCCGAGACUGUCUAAAAUCCAGAAAAAGUCGCUGGAAGAGUGUGCCGAAGACGAGUUGCCUUACGGAUGGGAGAAGAUUGACGACCCGACGUACGGCACGUACUACAUCGACCACGUCAAUCGCAAAACGCAGUACGAGAAUCCGGUGACGCAGGCCAAGAAGGGCGGAAGCAGUGAGCCUGGAACGGGCAGCAGUCCGCCAGGGCCUCCCGGAGGAUUACCCACUGGCAACGCCAGCAGUACAGAUUCCGGCAACAGCACCUACCCUCGCCUCAAGAAACAACAGCAACAACAACAACAGCAGCAACAACAACAAUCGAACGAGAGCGGCGGAGUCGGAGGAGGACACAAUGGCAACAACCAACCACCGGCCCCAUUACCCAAACGCUCCAAUAGUGAGUCCAGAUUAAAUCUCCACGGUUACGGAGGUUACAACCGGCCGUUCUUCACGAGAAAUCCGUCCGAGUUGCAGGGCGAGCGGAUCUGUACGACGUUGCUCAAAUCCAACCGCGGACUGGGUUUCACCAUCGUUGGCGGUGACGACAGCGAGGAAGAAUUCCUCCAGAUCAAAUCGGUCGUUCCGCACGGACCCGCCUGGGUCGACGGACGCCUACAGACGGGCGACGUUUUGGUGUACGUGAUGGAUCAGUGCGUUCUGGGCUACACCCACCACGAUAUGGUGAACAUGUUCCAGUCUAUAGCGCCGGGCCAGGCCGUUGCGUUGGAAGUUUGUCGAGGAUAUCCUCUGCCCUUCGACCCGAACGAUCCCAACACGGAGAUCGUCACCACCGUGGCCGUUGCCCAGCAGGACGGCAACAAGGGGCCGUCUCGUCCCGGAAGUGCCGACCUGCUCAUGCAUCAGGGCUCCUCUUCAUCCGAGCAUCACCACCACCACCAGGAUAAUAACGACAUGGCUCACCGAUUUGACGGUGAUGAAUACGGCGAUGGCGGAGUCAACGGCAAUCCAUCAGGAGGCUCGAUUGGCAAGGUUGAAUUCCUGACGGUGCAAAUUACCAAAGGUGCUAUGGGAUUUGGAUUCACGAUCGCUGACAGCGCCUACGGCCAGAAGGUCAAGACCAUAUUGGACAGGCCGCGCUGCAAGAAUCUCCAAGAAGGCGACAUCCUGGUUGACAUUAACGGCAUCAACAUGAGACACAUGAGUCACGGCGAAGUUGUCCAGGUGCUGAAGGACUGCGCUUGGGGUCGCGAAGCGUCCAUUACAGUCCAGCGUGGCGGAGCGGCAACGCCCACGAAAAACAAGUGGAAAAAGGGUGGAAUUAAAGACCAGGACCAGCAACAACAACAGCCGCCCGUCAGUCCGCGCAAACCCCCAGUCGGCGCUGGACUGUUUCGCAGUAAAACGCCCACGGCUGACCUUUACAGCGCCCAAACGAAGGAAGUGGUGCCCAUCAGACCGAAAACGCCACUGGUAGACACUCGCAACCGGCCCAAAACGCCUUCAAUGGGAGUGGGCAUGAGUGGCGGUCCGUCGUCUCAGCCGUCGUCACUGCCGGAUCAUUUGGAACAGCACCGGGAAAUCAACCGGACGCCUGUCAACGCUCUGGCGGAGCAGUUCCAGAACGGCAUGAACUUCCAGGACAAUAACGGAGUGGUGGGAGGUUACAACAGCCAGCAGCAGCAGCAACGGAACAUGAUGAAUCGAAGUCGGAGUCCGGGCAGAGAACUGGACUCGCAUCCGUCGAUGCAGAUGCACUACGAGAAUGGUCUGCCGCCGGACGCUGGCUACGGUGGCAUGCCCAACGGCUACCCACCGGCUUACGAGUCCGACUACGGCCGGAUGGGUCAACCCUCUCGCAAUGCCCGCUCCGAUCCUUACGCUCCUAAUCCUUACACCGGUGGAUCUUACUCCAUGGACGCCUCACGUCCGAUGGAUUACGGUUACGGUUAUUCAGGAAUGAAUGGACCGAACGUUCCGGAUUAUCCGGAAGAGAACCUCGGCCAGUUCCACCGUCAGGAUUCCGGCUACGGCACUCAACCGCAGUCGGUGGUUGUGGGUUACAGCAACAACAAUAGCAACAGCAGCAACAACCUCCUCCGUCAGAAUGCUGGGCCGGGCUCGUUUGCCCCGCUCAAAGAAGGCACCAGCUUCGAUCACGAAUUGUCGUCGUAUCCGCCCAGCAUGUCGACUGGCGGCCGUCCGGAUGUGGCGAUGAGGAGGCCGGGUCCCAACAGCGUCAACAGCAGCGGCGGUGGCGGAGUAGGAGUAGGUGGAGGAGGCAAUCCAGCAGUCAAUUCGUCGUCGGGUCAGCAAUCGCUGCCGCCGCCCGGCGAGUGGAUGGAAAUGAACGUGACGCUUUUGAGGCACGAAACGGGUUUCGGCUUCCGCAUCGUCGGCGGCACGGAAGAAGGGUCGCAGGUCUCUAUCGGGCACAUAGUUCCGGGCGGAGCGGCCGAUCUCGACGGCCGGCUCCGAACCGGUGACGAAAUCUUGGCCGUCGAUCUGAUGUCGGUCGUUCACACAUCUCACCACCACGUCGUCCAGCUGAUGGGCGCGGCCGCUCUCAACGGCCGAGUUUCCAUCACGGUCCGGCGCUGGAUACCCCUCCAUCCGUCGUCCAUCUCCCCACAAGAUACUGGAUAUCCGAGCGGAGUUGGCGACGGCAGCGGCCUGAUUUACCCGUACGACGUGACGGUGGUGCGUCGCGAGGAUGAAGGUUUCGGCUUCGUCAUCAUCUCGUCGGUGACGAAGGGCGUGUCGUUCAUCGGCCAAAUCAUCCCCGACAGCCCGGCCAAGCGCUGCUCUCAGCUGCACGUUGGCGACCGCAUUUUGGCCGUCAAUCACCACGACAUAUCGAGGCUUCACCACGGCGAUAUUGUCAACCUCAUCAAAGAUUCCGGCUACACCGUGACGCUCACCGUCGGACCUCCUCUGGACGACACAGCCUCCAGCAACGCCUCCAACUCUCACCGGUCUUCCGAUGCCAUGGUAACCGCCCAAGCCUUGCCUGCUCCUCCUGCUAGUGACGGUACUAGGAGCCCCAGCAGAAUUGACGCUUAUCACCAACAAUAUGCCUACAACCAGGAAGAUCAGAUCGAUGGGCCGAUGAUUGACGGAUCAGAGGCGUACCCUCCGAUAGAGGAAGACCAACUUUACGCCGUGGAACUGAGCCGAGGUACCCGAGGAUUUGGAUUCAGCAUACGAGGCGGAAGGGAAUUUCAUAACAUGCCUCUCUUCGUUCUCCGCAUCGCCGACAAUGGCGCCGCCGCUCAGGAUGGCCGUCUAAGAGUAGGCGAUCAGCUGAUUGAAAUCAACGGCAUCAGCACCAAGAAUAUGACGCACGCAGAUGCCAUCGAGUUGAUUAAAAAUGGCGGAAUGGUGGUCCGUCUUUUACUCCGGAGAGGCAACAUCGCUCCUCCCAUGGGUGAAAAUGGGCAAAUGUUAUCGCCGUCAUCAACGGGCUCUCCUACGACGCCCUCUGGCAUGAUGGAAAUGAUGAGGCCCAACAGCUCCAUGGCCCAGCCUCACCACGGCUCUUACGGCAGCAACGGGCCUCUCUCUCAACUCCAUCAGGCGGACAGCCGGAUGCCCAACGGCAUUCCCGUCGGCCACCAACAGCAACAGUCUCAGCAGCAGCAGCAGCAACAGUUGCAACAACAACAACACCAGCAACAGCAACAACAAUACACGGGACCACCGCCGUACAUGAUGGGCCCGCGCGGAAUGCCCAACGGCGGCAUGCGCGGACACGUUCCCGCUCCUUUGAACGUUCCGCCGAGUCAACGGAAUUUGAACGGGCCUCUGAGCCACAGUUCACCGCGGGUCAUUGGUGCAGCUGGCAACGUCGUUGGCGACUAUUACUGGGGUUCUUGAAAUUAAGAACUACAACAACAACAACAACAACCAUUUACAAUUUUUUCUUUCCUCCUUGAUGACAUAAUUGACAAUCGAUCGAACAAAUCGCGCUCUUGUUCUUGGAUGUUCUUCCACUCCAACACGCCCGUACUCCUCCUCCCCCUCCUUUCCAAAUGUUACAAUUUUUGUUUUGAAACGAACACACACACACACACGCGAUCCGAUAAAAAGAUUAAAAAUAAGUUUGUUGCGUGUCUCCGUGAAUAAUUUGUUACGACUAGAGAAAUAAUACCGUUGGGGCCACCAUUUAAUCAUCGAUUCCGACCUUUCUUUUUCCCCAAGUGCCUCUGAAAUAUUUGACUCGAAUUUUCUUUUUUCUCGUCUUGCCUUCUAGAGUGAUUGAUCUUACAUAACUAUUUCGACCACCCCCCCCCCAUCUAUUGUAAUGUAAAUAAUAAUUUCCAACCCCCUAUCAUGGCCAACCAAAGAAUGAUUGUAACCAUCGACUUUAUUCACCUUCCUUUCAUUCUUGCUAAUUUGCUAAAGAAAAAGAAAAAAAGAAUCUUCCUCCUCCUCUUCUCUUGUACUCCCGAAAAUGGUCGGUGUUGUGUGUUGACACGGGCGAACGCAGUUAUCACGAUCUCAAGUCACCCAAACAACAUGAGGACGACAUUCAAAUUCAUUGCAGCUUUUCAAUCCUUUUUCUUUCUUUCUUUCUUUCCCAUUUAAAAACGAAACACACACACGACAUUCACAGAGAUACUUUUUGGAAAAAAAAAGAAUUCACCUUGAGACAGUGUGGCCUUGAUAGCGACAAGUUGACGAAACAAUUUCUCCCGACAAACGCGCAAUCGUUCGACCAAAGUAUAAAAUUUUUUAAAAAAGAGACGCGCACGCACACAGCCAUGUCUGUGUGCGUGGAAGAUCACGGGGUAUAAAAAUAUCAUUUCCUCGAUGCCUUGUUUGCUGCUUUGUCGGUUAGGGAAAAAAUAUUCCGAAAUCCAUCAUAUCGUGUCUUCUUGUCUCGCUACCCUCGGAUUCCCGCUGUUUGACAAUAGUAUUACGUAACUGACACGAAGAGACACCCACCUGCUUUGUACUUUUUUUGUUUUAAUUCGGUGAUCGAUUUGUUAAGGGAGAAAAGAGGAGAGAAAAAAAAAGGACACGACAGAAAAACCUGUACUUUUUGGCUAAUUUGACUUGGGAAAAAGAAAAAGUUUAUUUUUCCCUUUGAAAAAAUUUCGCCUUUGACAAGACCAGAUGUUCGAGAGAGAAAAACGAGUUUUUUUCUUUUUCUUUAUCAUUUUAAAUAGCGACCCCCGUUGUAUGUGCGGCCUUUUUCAAAAAUUGUUUUUUCUUUUGGUCGGGUGAGUGAUUUGUGUGUUUUUUAAAAUUCAAUUUGACCGCGCCGUGCUCACUGUGUACGCCUUAUAUGAAUUAUUAUCAAUUAUUAUGACAUAAAUAAUUUUGUUUUUCUGUUGA